UGGGGGCCACCAUAGGCAGAGGCAGCCCAGGGGGAGCAGGAGGGGACAGGUCACCAUCCCCCUGGCCUGGGUGGACAGUGGGGGCGGGAGGGUCUGGCCUGAGCCUUUAGGCCUGUGCCUCGACCUGCCUCCGUCCUGUCCUGGGAGGGCCCAGAGCGAGGGCUGGAGCCAGACUCGCCUGGUUCUGGGCGGUUCCCAGACCACUGGAAGGGAUUGCUCUCUCUUUCCUGGGAACCAUGGUGUGCGGGGCCGGGCUGGCGGGCGGGAGAAUGCCCUGGGCGGGGAGACAGGACAGGUGCGGUCACUGCUCCACCCCUGGGCCGUCUCAUGGGCUCAAGCUCAACAGGUUUGGUGCUGGUGUCCUGGGAGGGCUCGGACCUUGGCCUUGGAAACUUCUGGCUUCCUGGUUGGUGUGGGCCCACGGCUCCCAGGCAGGGCCAAGGCCUGAGGGGCAGAGCACUCUACUCACAGUGAAGGGUGGACUGCGGUGGGGGGGCCUUGGAGCCCAAGGGUGCCGAACAGCUCAGCCGGCCCUUCUGUCCCUCCCCUUGGGCCUGCCCCUCCUGCUCAGACCUGAGCAGGCUGUGCACUUCACUCAUGAACCUGAGACAUACCCUCCUGAUCUCAAAGUGAAGGGAUCGGUGUCCCCACGCUGCUCAAUAAAAGCGAAAGCGCCAAUGAGUAGGGGCCGUAUGAUGUGAAGUCCCCUCAGCCCUCAAGGGGCUGGAGGGUGGGGCCAGGUGCCGCGGGUGAGGAGCAGGAGAGGCAGCGCCUGUCUCGGCGUCCAGCAGAGACUCAGCUGCCAGCUGGCUGUCCCUGGGUCUGGCUGUCUCCUGGGAGGUCUGGGGCGGAGCGCCUUGGCCCUGGUCCUCCAGCCCCGCCUCGCCCCCUGGCUGAGCGCUCACCAGCCUCCUCUGGGCAGCUUUCCCACAGCAGGCGGGCAAGAGUGCCCAGCCUGACCUGGCCCAGGCGUGGGGGGAUGGGUGGGGGCUGUUGGGGCCCUCAGGGCAGAGCCCAGGGCGCUUGGGGAGGCCAUCCUUGGUGGCACAGGUGUGGCUGGCCCAGCCACCUCAUCACGAAGGUGGGUGGCGGCUCAGCGGGGCGGGGACGGCCUGUCAGGGUCAGCCCUGCCCACGGGCUCCUCCCAGCCAGGGCUGCCUGAAGCUGGACGGGUGAAGGUGGCAGGGCACCGGCCAUGGGGUCCCAGGGCCAGGCUGCCCUGGGCCCCAAGUACAUGGGCCUCUGGGACUUCGAGGCUCGGACGGCCGAGGAGCUGAGCUUCCGGGCAGGGGACCUCUUCCACGUGGCCAGGAAGGAGGAGGAGUGGUGGUGGGCCAUCCUGCUGGACACGGCGGGCCAGGCGCUGGCCGAGGGCUACGUACCCCAAAGCUACCUGGCCGAGAAGGAGACAGUGGAGUCAGAGCCGUGGUUCUGCGGCCCAAUCUCUCGCUCAGAAGCCUCACACCGGCUGCUGGCCGCAGGCGUCGAGCAGGGGGCCUUCCUGGUCAGGACCAGCGAAAAGCCUGGCGCCAACUACGUCCUCUCGGUGCGGGACAGGCAGACCGUGCGGCACUACAAGAUCUGGCAGCGGGCCAGCCGGCUGCACCUCAGCGAGGCCGUGUCCUUCCCCAGCCUGGCCGAACUCGUGGAGCACCACAAGGCCCAGAGUCUGUCCCACGGCCUGAGGCUGACCUCGCCCUGCUGGAAGCAUGAGCCCGAGCCCCUGCCCCACUGUGACGACUGGGAGAGGCCGAGGGAGGAGUUCACGCUUUGCCGGAAGCUGGGCGCCGGCUACUUCGGGGAGGUCUUUGAAGGGCUCUGGAAGGACAAGGUCCGAGUGGCCAUUAAGGUGAUUGCCCGAGACGACCUGCACCAGCACGCAUUCCAGUCGGAGAUCCAGGCCAUGAAGAAGCUGCGGCACAAGCACAUCCUGCCACUGUACGCCGUGGCGUCCCUGGGGGACCCCGUGUACAUCAUCACAGAACUCAUGCCCAAGGGGAACCUGCUGGAGCUGCUGCAGGACUCUGAUGAGCAGGCCCUGCCGGUCUCGGAGCUGGUGGACAUCGCGGCCCAGGUGGCUGAGGGCAUGUGCUACCUGGAAUCCCAGAAUUACAUCCACCGGGACCUGGCUGCCAGGAACAUCCUCGUGGGGGAGAACACCAUCUGCAAAGUGGGGGACUUCGGGCUGGCCAGGCUCGUCAAGGACGACAUCUACCUCUCCCACGACCACCGCAUCCCCUACAAGUGGACGGCGCCCGAGGCGCUCUCCCGCGGGCACUACUCCAUCAAGUCGGACGUCUGGUCCUUCGGGGUCCUCCUGCACGAGGUGUUCAGCAGGGGCGAGAUGCCCUACCCAGGCAUGUCCAACCACGAGGCCUUCCUGCGGGUGGAAGCGGGCUACCGCAUGCCGUGCCCACGGGAGUGCACGCCCACCGCAUACAAGCUGCUGCUCUCCUGCUGGAACAGGGACCCCGAGCAGAGGCCCAGCUUCCAAGCGCUGUGGGAGAAGCUCUCCAGCCUCACCAGGUACGAGAACCCGCCCUGAGCCAGCAUCCUCCCUGCAGCGCUUCCAGGCGGCCAGAGUGGGCUGGCCUGGCAAGGAGACACCGGAGCCACCUCGGAUCCCAGGAGUGGGCCAACCUGAUCCCGGGAGGCUUUUGCCCACAGCUCCCGGAACCAGCCACUCUCGGGAAGGGGCUCGUCGGGGGCAGGGAAGCUCAUGCAGGACAGUGUGGGACUGAGACCACCCCUUCCUCCUGAAAGUGCCAGGCCCUCCUCUGCCAACUUCUCCUCUGGGGCCUCCAGGAGCCAGGGCGCCCUCUUUCCCAAGGAAGUGGGCCUACCCCUGGUCCUGACCUGAAGCCCGCCCGCUGCCACCCAGGCUUUGGCCACACUCCCUUUGCCACCUGGCCCUGCCUGACUCCUGGGCUCGAGGGGCACAGACCCCCCAGCACUGAGACAGGGGCACUGACGCCUGCCACCUGGGGCCAGGCAGCUGUCCCGGCCCACCUGCUUCGGCAAUCAGCAGCUGCCACCAGGGGAUCUGGAGGCCUCGCCUGGACCCUGUGGCAAGACUGGGUGGGGCUCAGGCUAGCCUUUGACACACAGCACCCCCAGCUUCGGGAGCACGGGGGGCCUGCCCCCGCCAUCUGCAGCCUCCUGGACACAGAGGGCAGGCUUUGGGGGCCACCUGCCACCCAAAUGCUUUGUAACGGACUCCUGCAGCGGGGGAGGGGGGCCAGAGGUGGAUGGGCUUCCUCAGGGCCAGCUGAGCCUUGCCACCCACCCAGCGGAGGCCUCUCCUCUCAGCCCUGACCUCACACCCGCCUCCGUCCACCACCACCCUCUGUUCUGAGCACCAGACCCCACUCCUGGCCACGGGGUCACGUGUUGCCCAUGCCUGCCCCCAGGAUGCCAGCAGAGGACAAGGCCCUCCCCGCCGCCAACCGCACUCAGAGUCUGACUUUGCCCAAAGCUGGGCUGCCUCUGGUGGGAAGACCCACCAUCCCAGCCCCUCAGCCUGAGUUUGGGUGCCUGGCACCAGGGACCUGUCCCAGGGAUGGAGGACCCUGCUGGGUGUCUCUCGUAAGAGGCCAGGGGUAGCGACACCCUUCUCAGAAGGUGCAGGGGAGGAAGCUCAGCACGUGAGCUCCCGUCCUCAGGGAGGAUGGCUCCCCAAGGUCCUUCAGGGGCACUGGGCCCUCCAGCGGAGGGCUCCUGAACCCAGAGCCAGAGGCCGAGCCUCCUGUGGAGUUAGAGGACCUGACCUGGCUGUCCUGGGGAUUUCAGAUCCAGCUCCUUGCUGCCUGCUCUCCCUGGCUCCCCAAAACAGCAAGGCCCCCCACCCCUUCUCAGUCGCAAGGCUCCAUGCGCACCAGAGCUGCCUGCCCACCUGAACCGGGGCCAGACCCGAGGUGGCCCCGGUUCAGGUGGGCCGCGAGUAGGGCCAGCUGCCUGCUGCCUGGGAGGCGAGAAGGUUGAGGGGUUGGUGGACUCAUCCGUCCCACGUGGGGGGAGGGGCACGCACACAGCUCACACACCGGUCAGCCUGCUGGCUGCUCCGUGUUUAUUUUCCACUGGGUGCAAGGCACAGGGUUACGGCGUGUCCGAAAGGCUCUCAUGUGGCUUGGGAUAGUCAAGAGCGGGGUUCUCUCACUUUCUUUUUGGUGGUGUGCUGUUCUCAAUUAAAGAACCCAACUGCUG
Molecule: messenger RNA, 4203 nt
Organism: Sus scrofa (pig)
Lineage: Eukaryota; Metazoa; Chordata; Mammalia; Artiodactyla; Suidae
Gene: PTK6
Product: protein tyrosine kinase 6
Biological process (GO): protein phosphorylation
Molecular function (GO): ATP binding; protein tyrosine kinase activity; protein binding
Source: RefSeq, a predicted model, not a curated record